Molecule: messenger RNA, 1129 nt
Organism: Solanum stenotomum
Lineage: Eukaryota; Viridiplantae; Streptophyta; Magnoliopsida; Solanales; Solanaceae
Product: protein STRICTOSIDINE SYNTHASE-LIKE 11-like
Exons: 3
Coding region: 1-999 (332 amino acids)
Biological process (GO): biosynthetic process
Molecular function (GO): strictosidine synthase activity
Source: RefSeq, a predicted model, not a curated record
AUGGAAAAGGUCUCAAUUAGAAAAACAGUAUUGUUCGCCCAGAUUUGUAUCAUGCUAAAUGUUUCUCCCAGCAUUGCUUGGUGUCGAUUCCCUGCAUUUAGCAAGCUCCAACUUCCAUUACAAAUAAUAGGUCCCGAAGCUUCUGCUUUUGAUAGAAAAGGUGGUGGACCUUACACAGGUAUUGCAGAUGGCAGAAUAGUCAAAUAUCAAGGUCCAAAAGUUGGCUUCACUGAUUUUGCUGUUACAUCACCAAAUAGGACCAAGGCAAAAUGUGAUGGAAAAAAUGGCCCAGAAUUACAACAAAUAUGUGGAAGACCAUUUGGCCUUGGAUUUUACUACAAAACUGGUGAUCUCUACAUAACUGAUGCAUUUUAUGGACUCGUGGUGAUUGGACCAAGCGGAGGGCUUGUUACACGUGUUCCUAGCUUUCAGGGCAGGAAUUUUGCUUUUCUCGAUGCACUAGAUAUCGACCAAAGUAAAGGAGUAGUUUAUUUUGUAGAUUCAGGAGCUAUAUUCCUGACUGGCAACAGGACUAGAAUAGUUGAAAGCGAAGAUACAUCAGGGAGAUUGUUCGAGUAUGAUAUAGGAACAAAACAGGUCACAUUAUUGCUAAGUGGACUGUCAGGGCCAAUUGGGGUGGCACUCAGCAAAGAUAAUUCAUAUGUCUUGAUCACAGAAUAUAUUACUCAAAGAAUUCAGAGGUUUUGGCUCAAAGGCACAAAAGCAAAUUCAUCAGAUGUUUUCGCAAAUGUUGAUGGAAUUCCAGAUAACAUUAAGAGGACUGUGUUGGGGGACUUUUGGGUGGCUAUUUCCAACACAAAACAACCUACUACAUUUUCACUAGGACAAAGGAUCAAUCAAUUCGGAAGGGUCGUGGAAACAUGUAAUUUCACAGAUCAAUAUAAGAGUCCUAAUGGGAUAACUGAAGUUCAAGAAUAUAAAGGAAAGCUUUAUGUUGGGUCUUUAGACCAGAACUUCGUUGGUGUUUCUAGAGUUUGAUGUCUUCUAUCUUUCAAGAAUAAGCUUUAUGAUAUAAAGCAUUUACUAUCUACACUAAAAAAAAGGCUGUAGACCUUACUUACAGCAUAACAAUUGUAUUACCUGGACACUAAUCUUGAACUUACAAAUG